This is a messenger RNA of Helianthus annuus (common sunflower), 966 nucleotides long. RefSeq lists its product as uncharacterized. The transcript has a single exon. The coding region runs from base 1 to 966 and encodes 321 amino acids. Lineage: Eukaryota; Viridiplantae; Streptophyta; Magnoliopsida; Asterales; Asteraceae. Gene Ontology annotation, molecular function: catalytic activity. The record is from RefSeq and is a predicted model, not a curated record.
AUGUCCAGUGUUGUUAAGAAUAGGAACUAUCUUCUCAUUAGGGGUAAGAUUGCGGGGAGUGGUUUAGUUCUGAACAUUUUUAAUGUGUAUGCUCCUCAGAGUGUGUUGGCCAAAAAGCUCCUGUGGGACGAGUUGACUCAGGUGAUAUCGGAUUCUGAUGGUUUUUGGGUUCUCUGGGGAGAUUUUAAUGCUGUUCGGUAUCGUGAAGAAAAGAAGAAUUGUUCGCUUAAACAGUCCUGUGUUGAUAAUUUUAACAACUUCAUUUUCGACGCUGGUUUAAUUGAGUAUAGUCUAAGAGGCAGGAAGUUCACAUUCUCUUCGGCUAAUGGUAGAAAACAGAGCAAAUUAGACAGAUUCCUUAUUAACCCAGGUUUUUUUAAUUCUUGGCCGGAAGCGAGUGUUGAAGCGGUGUCGACCUUUUUGUCCGAUCAUGGCCUGAUUCUUUUGAAGUCCGUUUUAGUGAAUUUCGUGGCAAGGCCGUUACGGAUUUUUGAUUCUUGGUUUGACAGACUGGGUUUCCAAGAAGUGGUGGUGAAGGCUUUGAAGAAAGAUCUCGGGUGCCACGGCCCCCCAGAUACCAUUCUUAUGAGAAAGCUGUGCGAUCUUAGAGUUGACUUAAAAGUUUGGAGGGAUGAAAUGUUGAAAAAAAGUUCGGAGAAGGUGAACUUGCCUUCGACGGACCUCGGUAAUAUUCAGGCAGUUAUGGAAGAAAGGGAUCUUACUGAAGAAGAGGAGUGGAUUCUUUUGGAAAGUAAGAAAGUGUUAAAAGAGGAAGAAGAGCGGAAAAGUAGUGACUUUAGACAAAGAUCGAGGAUAAAAUGGGCUAAGGAUGGCGACGAAAACUCAAAAUUUUUUCACGCUAUGAUAAAUUGCAGGAAAGCGUCAAUUCUAUUCAUGGCUUGGAGGUUGAUGGCAUUUAGGUGUCAAAACCGUCGCUUGUCAAAAAGGAGGUUUUCAGGUUUUUAA